AUGGCAGCCAUCACUCCUAUUUCUCCUCCGACAGCCAGAUCUUGGAAAUUCGCCGGUGUUGCCAUGCCUGGUCUCGAAUCCACCAAUUCACUCGCUAAAGACACAGUUCUGGGGCUCAUGGACGUCACCAUCAUCCAAGAUCAGGGAACAGAACUGUCGCCACCCUCAGACUGCACUGCCAUGGUACACAAAGACGUGUUUUGGCAAUGCUGGAGCAUUCUGAGUUUACACGCUGAAUUUCCAUGCAACUGUCAGCGGCUGUGGAAAUUGUGCAGGCCUUCCACCACCCGAUUACGUCUGCUAGAGGUCCUCAGCCUACGCUUUUCCACCGUCGUGUACUUCUACUCCUGGUGGACGUUGCCUUUUCAAUCUACUGAUCCUAUGCCUCUCCGCUCCAACGAAAAUGCAGGGUCGAAGAGGAACGCGAAUCUCAUUGAAAGGAGCGUCCUGUAA
This is a messenger RNA of Fonsecaea monophora, 453 nucleotides long. RefSeq lists its product as hypothetical. Bases 1 to 453 code for a protein of 150 amino acids. The transcript has a single exon. NCBI's taxonomy places the organism in Eukaryota, Fungi, Ascomycota, Eurotiomycetes, Chaetothyriales, Herpotrichiellaceae. The record is from RefSeq and is a predicted model, not a curated record.